This is a messenger RNA of Fomitopsis serialis, 2685 nucleotides long. Its product is annotated as Alpha/Beta hydrolase protein. Lineage: Eukaryota; Fungi; Basidiomycota; Agaricomycetes; Polyporales; Fomitopsidaceae. The coding region runs from base 1 to 2685 and encodes 894 amino acids. The record is from RefSeq and is a predicted model, not a curated record. The transcript is spliced from 18 exons.
AUGUCCGAUUCACACAGAAACAGGCAACACGUGUACCUUUUUCCUCAUGGGCGCUCUGUGUCGAAGGAGUUGCUCGACGAAGUCAAUGAGACUCUGAACACCCUUGCCUUCGAUGUUACGACGUCUACCACAUCAACAUCUUCUUGGGAUUAUGACGACCUGCAGAAGAUAUCAACGGCCACGCGGAACAUUGAAGUGAGUUUGAUGCAUCAAAUUAUGCAGUUUACCAAGAGAUCUCACAUGGUCGCAGCCUGGGAUCGCUUUGUAAACAUGCAUGGUGAACGUGAAGCCCGCCUAGAGCGGCAUAGGAGUACGUACGAGCAAUCUACUCGUAAACCCUCGCGACUGCUGCGAUGGGUAUCCCCUCUGUUCUUCAAUCUACCGCUCCAGUAUCUCGACCGAACGGUGAACUAUCAGCCAUGGAAAGCCUUCAUCACUAAUCUUCAAAAAGAUUGGGAGACCUCCAUCACCCCCCUCGGCAACAUCAUCUUGUGUACUAUUCUCUCUCGGGAACACCGCUUGGAUGCGCACAUGACUGCAGAAUCGGCGUUUGCCAAGCGUACUGUUUCUCUGGGGAUGGGGGCCUUCUACAUCGCGAUCACAUGGGUCUGCUUAGCAGGGACAGGCUUAUGGACUCGCCUGCUCAGCGGGUUCAUCUUCGCCAUCGUCUCACUCUGCAUCUUGCUCACUGUCGUUUUCGACUUGUGGUCGGCGCAGAGCCUCCAGGACAAGGUCCCGCAGCUGUUCGACUGUUUCAGCAAUCCUCGUCAAACCAUGCGAAGCGCUUCCAGAUCUGUCUUUGGCGCGUUUUCCGCCUUUGGAAAGACACGCCGUACCACCUCAAAAUCUCAUGUACGCCCAAGCUAUUCGCCGAAGCGUCAUGGCCUCGUGCAGAUCUACGGGAAUGUACCAAUGUUCUAUAACGAGCAUCCUUCCAGCUAUAGCGAUUCUCCAGAACAGAUGCACCACUACUCGUUGAUACGGGCCCUGGAAUUGAAAUCGAACUUCGCAGUUCUCAAUUCAAGCACUCAGAUAGUAUGGUACAAUGACCUCGAUUCGUACACGUCGUCUACGCAUCAAAGCACUUUGCUCCUGUCCCCCAAGACGGAAGCAGAUGCAGCGACUGCAUGCGAGGCGCUAGCGGAAGCACUUCUCCCGGUCAACGAGACGUUCUUCACCACGGAACUCCUGUACUGGGUCGCUUCAUCAGGAACCGCGUGCCAGGCGGUCAAUGUCCAGGGAUACGUCUCCUCCGUCUCCUGCGAUACGGUCUUGCCUGCGUUCUGCAGCCAGAGCUCAGCGAUCGGCGCUGCCGCAGAGCCGACGAACAAGAUCACUGUCUACGCCAGCAACCUGACUAUCACUGGGUACAUCCGUGUCCGGAGUUCUGGCCCCUCGUUCCGAUUCGAGGGCAUUCCGUACGCCAAUGCCCCGGGGCGCUUCACUUACUCCACGAUGUACUCAGGGAAUACAGUACUAAACGCGACAGCCUACGGGCCAGAGUGUAUCCAGUCGGGUGUCCCACCGCCAUACGGCAGCGAGGACUACCUCUUCCUCAACAUAUAUACCCCGUACAUCCGGCAGAAUGGGACCGCCUCGACGGAGGGCCUGAAGCCGUCCGAUGGAGGGAACAUGGCCUCUCGUGGCGACGUCGUCAUCGUGACGAUUAACUACCGACUCUCUACGCUCGGCUUUCUCGCGCUCGAAGACGGGCAAACGAACGGCAACUUUGGCAUCGCUGACCAGAUCCUGGCGCUCGACUGGGUCAGGCAGUACAUCACUGCGUUCGGCGGCGACCCGACUCGUAUCACGAUGUUCGGGCAGUCGGCGGGGGCGGGGUCCGUCCGCGCUAUGCUGGGCUCCUCGCAGACAAUUGGCAAGUUCGCGGCGGCUAUCCCGAUGAGCAACUUGGCGGGCUCGGACUACGCGACGACGUACUCGCUUUACUACACUAUUUCGGAGGAGGUGUCCGUCGCGGUGGACCCCAUUAUUGAGGAGACCAGUUGCAGCGCCUCUGAUGCGCUGACGUGCCUGAGGGACUAUGACGCUUAUAGCCUCGUCACUCUGCACAAUGUAGCUAGGUAUAAUGUCGUAGACGGCACGAUCAUCACUACGGAUGGACUUAUCCUCAACGGUACUGGGUAUGUCGCCAAAGUGCACGUCAUGAUGGGUAACAUGCGAGAUGAUGGUGCAGCGUUCAUCGGAUACCCGACGACCACGAAUGUGACCGCCGCUCUGGCAGCACAAUAUCUCCCGACAGGUGUGGCCAACAACCCUCUCAUCGAGUCAUAUACCACAGGGCCGAACGUCACACUCGAUGUCUUCAAUCUACCAGCCGCCUGGGGAACAGCCCCAACUUACCCUGUCUGCGAAGCCCUGACUACUGCUGAAUAUCCGUAUGGCGAUCCGUCCCAGGAAUACUUCAAGUGUCAUUCUGGCGAGGCGAUGUACGUAUGGGGUGGUCUCGGCGAUCUCCCCUACCGCGACGACCAGGACCUACUCUUCAUGCAGCGCAUGGUGGACGUCUGGACGGCGUUCGCGCGCACGUACGAUCCGAACCCUGAUGCGGAGUAUCUGACUGUCCGAGGUUACAACGAGACACUUGCGGCGGUCAACGCAGAGGCCCCUUGGGAGGAGGUCACGCCGUCCAACUUCUACACAUCUGCGCUCAGAACGCUCCAAUGA